Molecule: messenger RNA, 2854 nt
Organism: Scylla paramamosain (green mud crab)
Lineage: Eukaryota; Metazoa; Arthropoda; Malacostraca; Decapoda; Portunidae
Gene: Ube2g1
Product: ubiquitin-conjugating enzyme E2 G1-like
Exons: 6
Coding region: 19-615 (198 amino acids)
Biological process (GO): protein polyubiquitination; ubiquitin-dependent protein catabolic process
Molecular function (GO): ubiquitin conjugating enzyme activity
Source: RefSeq, a predicted model, not a curated record
AAAAAACGCUUUACAUUAAUGAAGGUGAGGGCGGCGGUGCGCAUGCGCGGCGGAAGGUGCGGGACAGUGAUAACACAGCCUCGCCGCUCCUCUAUUUUGCCAUUUUUCUCCACCAUGGGGGAGCCACAGAGUGCAUUAUUGCUUCGGAAACAGCUCGCAGAGUUAAACAAGAAUCCUGUAGAGGGCUUCUCUGCGGGACUUAUUGAUGACAACGACAUUUUCAAGUGGGAAGUUCUCAUUAUAGGUCCUCCAGACACACUUUAUGAAGGAGGAUUUUUCAAAGCACAUUUAAUAUUCCCCCGAGAGUAUCCUCUACGACCGCCCAAAAUGAAAUUCAUCACAGACAUUUGGCAUCCAAAUAUUGAGAAGAAUGGAGAUGUAUGUAUCUCAAUCCUCCAUGAACCUGGAGAUGAUAAGUGGGGUUAUGAAAAAGCCUCGGAGCGUUGGCUUCCUGUGCACACGGUUGAAACCAUCCUCAUCUCCGUCAUUAGUAUGCUAGCGGAUCCCAAUGAUGAAAGUCCAGCAAAUGUUGAUGCAGCGAAAGAUUGGCGUGAAGAUUACAAUAUCUUUAAGAAGAAAGUAGCGCGUUGUGUUCGGAGAAGUCAAGAGGAAUAGGAUCUCUAGACAUUAGCAUAUCCCUGGUGUGUACUAUUACUGUGGUUUAAGACUGUGAAUGGUGUGGUAGUGAGUCCCAGAAGGCCACAUAUGGUCAGGAAUCUGGACAGUAACAACUCCCAAGCUGCAACACACCUCUGAUAAACUGAUGUUGAAAUACCUUGCAAUUAUGAGCAAGCACAAUACUUAGUGAUAUAGGUCACUGAUAUGACCAUAUAACUUGCAAGAUGGAAAUUGGGUUUACAAGUUAAAAACAACAAAAACAAACAAACAAAAAAAAACAAAAAAAACAAAAAAAAAGUACUUUGUGGUUUAGUGGUGCAAGAUCUGGGACCAGAUGAUGGAGUGAGACAAGUGUUGAACAGCACCCUUGUGGCAUUAUUUCUGAUCAGGGUCACAUUGUGAAUAAUGAGUGAUCAUUUUUUUAAUAAAAGUGAAAACUCUUCGACCUACCCCAGGGAGAGAACAGCAGUGGAAAAGUUCACAGCCACAUCUACGACACUUAACGAGACCUGAUUAUGUCAGAGCAAAAAUUGAAAUAAGUAUAUUCUCCCUGUCAUUCAUUUAUUAUGUAACAGCAUGAACAUUUAAAUAAAUUUAACUUUUCUUCAUCACACAGGUCUUCUAAAAUUUCGAAUGAUACUGUGUCAUUUGAAAUAUUCGGGUAAGAAGAAAAGUUUGUUACUUUGCUAUGAUAAAAUUAGGCAAGUUAAGGUCUAGAGUGGAUAGUUUGUGGAAGUACAUACAGGAAGGAGUGACUGCCUUUCCUUACUCAAAUCCACAGUGCUCUUAUAGAUAUUAAACUACUUGGUCAAGCCCUACUGUUAAAGAAAUUUAGAUUUUGUUAGGUAUUUUGAUAAUUACUUCAUUUGCAGCUUUGUAUCAACAGGUAGCAUUAAAUCUUAAGUUGGUCCUGAGCAAGACAGUUGACUGAUAAUUUAGCAAUGAGAUUCUUAAUGGCUCCCAUAAAGUUUUCAUACUAUUCCAUUCACUCAGAUAUUGGGUUAGGGCUGUACCUUUGCCCAUUAGGAAAAUAAAUUAAUAAAAUAACUAAAAGUGUGGUGUUACAUGAAAAAAGUUCCAUGCUGUUAUGACACAGCUGAUUCAUCAUUAAUAGGAUCCUAUUAUUAAGCUGAAGGGAUCUCAUCAAGAUAGCAUCAUGAACGUUGUUCUGUUUUUUUUUUUAAUGAAAUUAGAAUAAGAUCACAGUUGCUGUCUUGAGCCUUAAACUUUGUAAUGGAAAUGUGUUGCAAAUUUUCAGCUAUAUAUAUAUAUAUAUAUAUAUAUAUAUAUAUAUAUAUAUAUAUAUAUAUAUAUAUAUAUAUAUAUAUAUAUAUAUAUACACUGAAAGGGAAUAUGUAAACUUUGCUCACUUAUCAUGGUGGUGAUGGACGUAGUCAAAACUCAAAACUGCAAAUUUUCUGAUCUACUUCACUAUUCUUAUUCAGCUUGAGGAAUGAGUGCUCAAGGAACCACUACUUGUUACCACCCUCUUUCCUUUCAUUCACAUCACACUGAAUACCUUCAGCAGCAGGGAACAAGGCUGUUUAUAAGGAAUGCUUUCAUUUUGUUAUUACAUGAAUGAGUUAGUGGCUCAUUAUUGUUAUACAUACCUUCAGAUGGAGCACCCUUUAACUGGCAGAUUUGAUGGCUUUUAGUUAGUGCCAAAAUGAAACCUUCUUCAAACAUUUAAAAUUUCUUAAUUGAUUCACAGACAUCUUUGGGUACUGCUGCUUUUGUCCAACAUUCAAAUGGUAAAAUAGCAGUAUCACUUCUUUGCUUAAUGCUGCCAAAAGGGCGUCUUCCUGAAGUGUAUCUUCAGGUCAGUAAAUCAACAGUUUAAAAAUUUAAUUUGCAACUCAUCCAACCUGGCUUGAUUUUGCCAUGAUAGUUGACUACAUGUUCUGUAGAAACCCCAUGAAAGAUUUAAUACCUCAAGUGUUAAGUUGUCUCAUUGUUCAUGUGUUGGGUCAGGAGAUGAUGGUGUCACCUUGCCAUAGGGGAAUUUAAGAAUCUGUCACUGUUAAGCCUUAAGGAGGUAAGGGUGGAAUGCAAUCAUUUCCCUGACCCAGCAAUAAAUGGAAACCCCAGUAUGGAAAAGAAAAACACGUGUGAUAUUAUACUGGACAUAUGAACUGCUACUGUGAACAUUUGUUUUCUACUUUUUUCCAUAUUACUGCAAUAUGUUUUAAGUAACAGUUUGUAGUUGUCCUUCAAUUCAAUAAACACCAAGCUUCAA